Messenger RNA from Salvia hispanica, 1897 nucleotides. RefSeq lists its product as uncharacterized. NCBI's taxonomy places the organism in Eukaryota, Viridiplantae, Streptophyta, Magnoliopsida, Lamiales, Lamiaceae. The record is from RefSeq and is a predicted model, not a curated record.
UUUACCAAUUCACACCCCGGCGCUUUUCCAGCUGCAGCCUGCACACGACGCCAACCUCAAGGUCUCAAUUCCAUUUCUGAUUCUUCUCCUUUUUUUGUGUUUUCCAUAUCUAUAAAUUUUAUUCCUUUUCAUAUUGGGAUUUGAGUGAAAGAUUGAGGAAUUGUGGGGUUUUUGGGAUUUGGUUAAAGAAUCAAGGUUUUGGGCUUCAGCACAUAGAUUCAGGUGUAAUCUGUCUUUUGAGGGUUUGAGGUUUAGCAAGGAAGAUCUAAAGAUUUUGCUUUUUCUUGGUGGAAGAUUCGAGAUUCUUGAAUUCAACUCUUAAGGUGUGAUUUUGUUUGAUGAUUGAGGUUUUGGGACUAUUUCACUGCUGAAAUUGGGGUUUUUUGUUGAAGAAGAAGCAGCUAGGUUUUUGCUGGAAAAAGUGUAGUGGUGAUUGAUGUUUUGGAUUGAUUUGAUCACUGAAAUUGGGGUAUUUUGUUGAAGAAGAAGAGUGGCUAGGUUUUUGUUGGGAAAAGUAGUUUUUAGUUUCGAAAGAAUGGAUCCAAAUCAGCCUCCUGCGAAUAGGCAAACGGAUCAUUUGGGUGUAAACAAGAUGGGGAAAAACAUCAAGAAAAGCCCCUUGCAUCAGCCUAACUUUGCUAGUGCUGCUGGAAGGCAGCAGCCUCAACCCCAAGUCUACAAUAUCAAUAAGAACGAUUUCCGUGACAUAGUUCAGCAGCUUACUGGUUCACCAUUACGCGACCAGCCUCCUAGGCCUCCCCAAACCCACCCGAGACCCCCCAAUAACCGGUUACAGAGAGUUCGCCCCCCACCUCUGGCUUCGACUGGUAGGCCUCAGCUCCCCACUAAUCCUCCUGUCCCUAUGCGAAUGCCUGCACCAGGUCCGAUGCCUUACCCGAGUAACCUAGGGAGACCUCCUCCCCCAGUCCAAUAUGAUCAGCACUCCCCCAACAUGCUGCUACCUUCCCCUCCUCCUGAUGUAUGGGGAAACACUGCUGAGUCUCCCAUUUCAGCCUACAUGAGAUACCUACAGAACUCAAUCAUAGAUUCGGGUCCCAGACAACCCCACCCUUUCCCACAAGGUCAUAUGCAGCAUCAAGUUCCUGCACAAAAUCUACCACAUCCUCAUGCAUUUCCUAACCCAGCCAUGCCUCCAAGAGGAAAUGGACCUCCCACAAAUCUUCCAUCUCCUCGUUUCAAUGGUCCUCCACCCCUUCUUCCUUCACCUAGGGCAAAUGGCCCUCCACCACUUCUUGCAUCACCUCGUAUGAGUGGGCCAAUGCCCCCUCUUCCUUCACCUAGGGCAAAUGGCCCUCCACCCCUUUUACCCUCUCCAACUUCCCAGUUCCUUUUACCUUCGCCUACUGGCUUCAUAAACCUGUUAUCUCCUAGAUCACCUUAUCCGUUACUUUCUCCAGGGUUUGACUAUCCCCCGAUCUCACCCAAUUUCUCGUUCGCUUCUAUGGGCCAGUCUGGAGUUUUAGGUCCCGGACCUCAUCCACCUCCCUCCCCUGGUUAUGGAUUUCCUUUGUCCCCUUCCGGGUGUUUCCCUGUGCCAAGUCCAAGAUGGAGGAACCAAUAACGGUUCACUCUAGGCGAAUCUCAGGAAUUGUGAUGUAAGCUGCGAUACAAAACUUAGUCUUGAAAAUGUUCGAGUCUUUGUACUUUUCCUUUUACCUUAUUUUUUGUAUUCACUCUUUUACACAGCUUUUUGUCUUCUUCGUGCGCAAACUAUGUAACAGCUACUGAACUGGAUUCUUUGUAAUUCUAGUGUUUAGAUGAUUUAGUAGAGAUUUCAAAGCCAACUCUAGUGUUUAGACGAAGCUGAUAGUGUUGUAGAAUUUGCAAAGUUAUGUAUAACUUUAUUGUUUCAUCUAUAUAUGUUCCAUUACCUUCA